Molecule: messenger RNA, 2376 nt
Organism: Chinchilla lanigera (long-tailed chinchilla)
Lineage: Eukaryota; Metazoa; Chordata; Mammalia; Rodentia; Chinchillidae
Gene: Cables1
Product: Cdk5 and Abl enzyme substrate 1
Biological process (GO): regulation of cell cycle; nervous system development
Cellular component (GO): cytosol
Source: RefSeq, a predicted model, not a curated record
AGGGGCCCGGGCAGGAGGAGCUGGAGGAGGACGACGCCUUCGCCAGCGUGCAGGUGCCGGCGGCCGCCUUCCUGGGCUCCGGGACCCCCGGCAGCGCGAGCGGCAGUCGGGGCCGCCUCAACUCGUUCACUCAGGGAAUCCUGCCCAUCGCCUUCUCCAGGCAGACCUCCUUGGAGCAGCCGGGCCCGGGCGCCUUGGAGCAGCUGCAGAGGUCCCGGCGUCGCCUCAUCUCCCAGAGAUCAUCUUUGGAGACCCUGGAAGAUAUUGAGGAGAACGCCCCUCUCCGAAGAUGUCGAACUCUCUCAGGUUCGCCCAGACCAAAGAAUUUUAAGAAGAUUCAUUUUAUCAAGAACAUGCGGCAGCAUGACACCAGGAACGGCAGAAUAGUCCUUAUCAGUGGCAGAAGAUCCUUCUGUAGUAUAUUUUCCGUGCUGCCGUAUCGCGACAGUACCCAAGCCGGGGACUUGAAGCUGGAUGGAGGGAGACAAUCGGCAGGCGCCAUGAGCUUGAAAGAGAUCAUUGGCCUGGAAGGUGUGGAGCUGGGAGCUGACGGGAAGACGGUUUCCUAUACGCAGUUUCUGUUACCCACAAAUGCCUUCGGAGCCCGGAGAAAUACCAUAGACUCCACCUCCUCCUUCUCCCAGUUCCACAACCUGAGCCACCGCAGCCUGUCCAUCGGCCGCGCCAGCAGCACCCAGGGCAGCCUGGACACAGGUAGUGACCUGGGAGAGUUCAUGGACUACGACCCGAAUCUCCUGGACGACCCCCAGUGGCCUUGCGGCAAGCACAAGCGAGUUCUGAUUUUUCCUUCCUACAUGACCACAGUAAUUGACUAUGUGAAGCCCUCGGAUCUCAAGAAGGACAUGAACGAGACCUUCAAGGAGAAGUUUCCUCACAUUAAGUUAACGCUCAGCAAAAUAAGGAGCCUGAAACGAGAGAUGCGGAAGCUUGCCCAGGAGGACUGUGGCUUUGAGGAGCCCACAGUCGCCAUGGCCUUUGUCUACUUUGAGAAGCUCGCUCUCAAGGGGAAGCUGAACAAGCAGAACCGGAAGCUGUGUGCUGGCGCGUGCGUGCUGUUAGCGGCUAAGAUCGGAAGUGACCUCAAGAAGCACGAAGUCAAGCAUUUAAUUGAUAAGCUGGAAGAGAAGUUCCGGCUGAACCGACGAGAACUGAUUGCCUUCGAGUUCCCAGUGUUAGUGGCCUUGGAAUUUGCACUGCAUCUGCCGGAGCACGAGGUCAUGCCGCACUACAGACGCCUGAUCCAGCGCUCCUAGCACAGGCCCCGGCGGGGGGGCGGGAAGGCCCGGGUCUUGGGGCUCCAGGGAGCAGCACUGGCUCCCGGAAACGGAGAGCUGGAGCUCCAGGAACCACUCGGCCUUUCCUCUCGCUGUGCUCUCCUGGGAGGCGGCACAGGAAAGGGCAGGGAGUCUUCUGCUCGCGGAGAGGAGCGACGAGCUGGCUGCUGCUCAGCGUCGGCAGAGAGGUGUGUGCCCACCCUGCUCCCCACCAGCAAGGACUCCGAGCUGCCCGGCUGCUGCUCCUCCCGGGCGCACACAGACCUGGCCCUCCUGGCCCACCACUGUCCCUGCAGACUUCCUGCCUCGGAGUGCAGUGCUAGAGCGGAUGAGCAAACUGCAGGACCGGGGAAGGCUUUGAGAAGUACCUUGCCUGUGUCAAAAGCGUGUGCCAGUCUAUUUCUGUAUCAACCAUUGGAAGUGCACUUUCCCAGGCAGGUGCCUGUGUGAGCAUCUGGGCUCCGGCCGGCGCCCUUCAGAGCUGACACCGGCAGACCUUUCCAGGCCGUGUCAUCGUGUCCCACGACGACAGUCUCCGCCCUUAGGCGAUGACAUUGUUUGUGUCACUGCUCGUGCCACCAACCAGAAGAGACGAGCCUCAGUGUUGGACGGGUCGCACGGAAGGUGUGCAGAGCGUCACACACUCCAUACCUUCCCGCUGUCACACACACUGCGUGCAUCUGCUUGGCCUGCACACUCUCCCGCUGUGGGGACGCGGGGUCGCACCCCACAGCGUGUCCUGUGCUCUAUGUUAGAGUGCGUCCUAAGCACGUUGCCUGUGCUAGAGCUGUGGAAGUGUUUUAUAAAAAUCCAGUGUGAGGGUGAGUGGACGGGUGGUAUCUGGGGCUUUUGCAGCUGGGACACUGCACUUUGAGCUGCAGUCAAGCUGACUACAGAGGCAGUGGCUCUUGGGACCGUGUACCGAGGUCUCCUAGUGCAGGGUUUGGUCGGCUUGUCCUGAUGCUCUCUGGGAUGACCUGUACUGAGGUGGGUUACCCUGCCACCACAAGACAGAGGUGUCACCUGGCUGAAGAAAGCUUGUGGCCAUGUAAAAAGAAUUAAAAUAUUUUACUGUUUUAUA